Zootoca vivipara (common lizard) is the source of this 2121-nucleotide messenger RNA. The record is from RefSeq and is a predicted model, not a curated record. NCBI's taxonomy places the organism in Eukaryota, Metazoa, Chordata, Lepidosauria, Squamata, Lacertidae.
AGGAACAAGCUUGUGGCAAAACUGAAAGUCAGAUCUGGACACAUGGCGACUGCAGGAAAGGUGAUUAAAUGCAAAGCCGCAAUCAUCUGGGAAGUUGGCCAAAUGCCUUCUGUUGAGGAGGUGGAGGUGGCACCACCAAAAAGCCAAGAAAUUCGGGUGAAGAUAGUGGCCACUGGGAUCUGUGCGACAGAUUAUCAUGUAGUGAAAGGCAUUUUUCCUAAUGUUGACUACCCAGUUAUUGCGGGUCACGAAGGAGCUGGAAUUGUUGAAAGUAUUGGAUCAGGAGUCACUUGUGUACAGCCAGGUGACAAAGUCAUUCCUCUCUGUGUUCCCCAGUGUGGAGAAUGCGACUGUUGUUUAAGUCCUAAAGCUAACUGUUGCCUCAAGGCCCACCUCUAUAAACCUGUUCAAAACCUGAUGCCAGAUAAGACCAGCAGGUUCACCUGCAGAGGGAAACAGAUCCACCACUUCCAGUGGACAAGCACCUUCUCCGAAUACACGGUUGUGCCUGAGGUUUCCAUUGCAAAAAUCGGCAAUGAUGCUCCACUGGAUAAAAUUCCCCUCUUUGGCUGUGGGUUUUCUACUGGCUAUGGAGCUGCCACCAAUUCUGCCCGGGUUGAGCCUGGUUCUACCUGUGCUGUCUUUGGCUUGGGAGGUGUCGGUCUGUCUGUUGUCAUGGGCUGCAAAGUCGCUGGAGCAUCCAGGAUUAUUGGGAUUGACAUCAACAAAGAUAAAUUUACUAAGGCCAAAGAGUUAGGAGCCACAGAAUGCAUUGCUCCUCAAGAUUUCAAGAAGCCCAUGAAUGAGGUUCUGGUAGAGAUGACAGGUCUUGGCGUGGACUAUGCAUUUGAAGUGAUUGGACGCACAGACACUGCGGUCACUGCCCUUAAAUCCUGCCAUUUGGGCCAUGGCACCUGUGUGCUGGUUGGGGUACCUCCUGCAGGAUCACAACUCUCCAUCGAACCUAUUCUGCUCCUCACAGGAAGGAAAUUAAUAGGAAGUUUGCUUGGAGGUUGGAAGUUAAAAGAUGCUCUCCCUAAACUGGUUUCUGAUUACAUGAACAAGAAAUUUAAUACAGAUUCAUUAAUAACUCACACGUUGCCUUUUGAGAAAAUUGCUGAAGGCUUUGAGCUUUUAGUUGCAGGAAAAAGGUAUGGGUUCUAUAUUUUAUUUUUUACACUUUCCCCCUUCCUUCCUUUCUUCCAAUCAGUAGCAGAUAGAAUGGUGGAGUGGCAGCGCUUGGUUGACCUCCCAAUAGCUAUGGGGUAUAACGUUGGAAAAUGUCAAUCACUUCUCCUACCUAGGCAGUUAUCUUUCCACAAGGGCCAACAUUGAUGUCGAAAUCCAGCAUCGCCGGGACAUUCGCAGGAAAACCAAAAUGCUUGUUUACAAAGCUAUUGUAUUACCACCCUUACUAUAUGCUUUGUGAAACAUGGACCGCUUAUAAACGCCAUCUCCAGCUCCUCAAAAGAUUCCAUCAACGGUGUCUCUGAAAAUUUUUACACAUCACUUGGGAAGACAGGUGAACUAAUAUCAGUGUACUGGAAGAAGCAAAUAUCACCAGUGUUGAAGCAAUGAUUCUUCAACAUCAACUUCGUUGGACUGGUCAUGUUGUGCGGAUGCCUGAUGAUCGUCUUCCAAAGCAACUACUCUAUUCCGAACUUAAAAAUGGAAAACAUAAUGCUGGUGGUCAACAAAAGAGGUUUAAAGACUGUGUCAAGGCAAAUCUUUAAAAGUGUAGUAUAAACACUGACAACUGGGAAACACAGGCCUGUGAGCGCUGCAGUUGGAGAACUGCCUUUACCAAAGGUGUCAUGGGCUUUGAAGACACACAAACUCAGGACGCAAGGGAGAAACGUGCUAAAAGGAAGGCAUGCUUGGCAAAUCCACACCAUGAUCAACUCCUGCCUGGAAACCAAUGUCCCCACUGUGGAAGGACGUGUGGAUCCAGAAUUGGCCUCCACAGUUUCUUACGGAUCCACUGUUAAAACCGUGUUUAUGGAAGACAUUCUUACUCGGUUACGAGUGAUUGCCAAAGAAGAAGAUAAAGUCUCUAAGCAAAGUCAAGGCUGUUGCUAUGAUUUCUCUUGAUGUCUAUAUUGCUAGGGUGCUUUCUUAUAU